Canis lupus familiaris (dog) is the source of this 1054-nucleotide messenger RNA. RefSeq names its product sideroflexin-4-like. Bases 35 to 970 code for a protein of 311 amino acids. Gene Ontology annotation, biological process: monoatomic ion transport; mitochondrial transmembrane transport. NCBI's taxonomy places the organism in Eukaryota, Metazoa, Chordata, Mammalia, Carnivora, Canidae. Gene Ontology annotation, molecular function: monoatomic ion transmembrane transporter activity. The transcript has a single exon. Gene Ontology annotation, cellular component: mitochondrial inner membrane. The record is from RefSeq and is a predicted model, not a curated record.
GGUGGGGAGGCGGGGGCCGGGCGGUGGCGCCCUCAUGGAGCCCAACGUGCGCUUCUGGAUCGCCGAGCGUCAAUCUUUUAUUCAGAGAUUUCUUCAGUGGACAGAAUUGUUGGAUCCUACAAAUUUGGUCGUUUCAGUUGAAAAAAUAGAAAAAUCAAGGCAACUAUUGUUAACAAAUGAAGAUGCAUCCAUCCGUGACUUGGAGGACCCAAGGAUAAAAGAAGCUUGGAAGAGAAGUCUCUCAACAGUGCAUCCUGACAGCAGCAAACUGAUCCCUGUUCCUUUUCGACCUGCAGCUCUCCUACCCUUCACGGCACCCAUGAUAUUUUUCUCCAUGCUGUCAGUAAAAAGUCUGAAGUCCCUGAUUUUACCUCAGAUUUCCUUCUAUACCUACACUACAGCGUUCAACAUUGUCAAUGGAAAUGCAAGUUAUAAUCGUCACCUAUAUGAGAGUCUACUGCUAGGGACAGGAGUGAUUGCCUCUUCAUCCUUUUUUGGACUAUUCCCCUGUCUGCUCCAGCUGCAGCUGAAUAACGCUUUGUUGAAAAGAGCCCUUCCCAUCAUCUUUCUCACCCACAUCAGUGCAGUGAAUGUUGUUGCAGUCCGAAGUCUUGAGCCCAUUCGAGGGAUUGAAGUCAUGGACAAGGAAGGCCAUGUCAUGGGCUAUUCCAGAAAAGCCGGGACAAAGGCUGUUAGAGAUACAGCAUCAUCCAGGGUAGUGCUGUAUGGGACCUCAGCUUUUAUUCCUGAAGUCUUCUCACACUAUUUUGUAAGGACCCAGUUCUUCCGGCAACAUCCAUGGUCAUUGUGGACCUUCAAGCUGGCCUGUACUGUUUUAGUAAUGGGAUUGAUGGUGCCAGUUUCUUUUAGUAUAUUCCCACAAAUUGAACGGAUACAGUGCAGUGAGCUUGAGAAGGAAAUUCAGUCUGCGACAGAAGACACAGAGCUCUUCUAUCACAGAGGGGUAUAGGGAUGCGUGCCCGGUGAAUUUGGUUCCUGCUCGAACACCUUCCGCUCUGCUUGAGGUGUCGGUUCCGAGAAGCCGGCCGGAGGU